AAGAAAAGGUAAUAAAAAAGAAGGGACUUAACUGCUAGAAAAAAACCAGAAGCAACCGAACAGAUCCAGCGCAGAAACAGGGAAGGGUAAAAUUGACGAAAUCAAUGGCGUCGUCGGACCUCCGCCCAGCAUUUGCGUACACGGUGGUGUACGUCAAGGACGUAGCCAAAUCCGUUGAAUUCUACGCCAAAGCUUUCGGUUACCAUGUUCGCCGCCUCGACGAUUCUCACAGAUGGGGAGAGCUGGAGAGCGGGCAGACGACGAUCGCUUUCACUCCGAUCCACCAGCACGAGACCGACGACAGAACCGGACAGGUCCGUACCCCAAAGUCCGGCGACGAGCGGCCUCCAAUGGAGGUCUGCUUCGCCUAUGCCGAUGUCGAUGCUGCGUACAAGAGGGCGGUGGAGAACGGAGCUACGGCGGUGAGCCCGCCGGAGGACAAGGAGUGGGCGCAGAGGGUUGGGUACGUUCGUGAUAUCGAUGGGAACGUCGUCAGAAUGGGGAGCAACGUCGCCAAACAGACGAAAUGAUGACGCCAGAGAGGCUAAGGGCCAUGUUCACUUUCAUUUCCGCUCAAACCUCAAACGAGAAAACCUGUUUACUUUUCUUUCUGUUCGUCUAUUUCCUGCAAUAAGUCCAAUCUCAGUUCACUGAUGAACUCUGUUUACUUCCCUUUCUCUGGACAGUUCAAUGAUCAAACAUAUACAGAACCAAAUCAGUCAAAUGUGUAGAUAGAUACGAGGGAAA
Linum tenue is the source of this 747-nucleotide messenger RNA. Lineage: Eukaryota; Viridiplantae; Streptophyta; Magnoliopsida; Malpighiales; Linaceae. The record is from the annotation of a GenBank genome assembly.